GCCUCUGGUGUCAAACUAGUGACUCAGAAUUGGUUGUGUGUUAUUUUUCUUAUUUCCAAGAGCACCGACUACAGAAACUUCCGAAAAUGAAGUAUGUAGGUGGUAGGUGGUUGACAAUUUGUGAGAACUCAAGGGGAAACGGUUUGUCUGCUGAGUUCUGUCUGCCUCCUGCUUCCGUCUUCUCACAACUCACUUGAUUUUUUCUAUCCAGGAGAAGUCCCUAAUCCUCUCUGUCUGUCUAUUUCUCACUCCAUCGCUAUCCUCAGGCAAUGGUUGGCUUCUUUUUAUUAGGAACCUUUAUUUUGUACUGUGUGGGACAGAUCCAAAUUCAAGGGAUCCCCCAAAUAUGUGUGUCCCAGCCCUCAUGUUCAGCCUGCCUGAGGAGCCCUGGAUGUGCUUGGUGCAAACACAAGGACUUCCUGAAGUCUGGGGAGUCCACUGAGCGGAGGUGUGACACUGCUGAGUCUCUGAGGACCAGAGGCUGUGAGCAGACAGACAUCAUCAACCCCCAAUCAGAACUGGUCUUCCUAAAGAACAAUGAGCUCAGCAGCGACCCAGACAAUGUGGUCCAGCUUAAGCCACAAAACCUCCUCUUCAAACUCAGAGUCGGAGUCCCUCAGACCUUCAGUGUGUCAUUCAAGAGAGCCGAGGGCUACCCCAUAGACCUGUACUACCUAAUGGACCUGUCCUUCUCCAUGAGGGACGACCUGGACACCAUCAAGAAUCUGGGCCAGGAAAUCCUCUCUACGCUAAAAAACGUCACCAAUAAGGUCCGCAUAGGCUUUGGCUCGUUUGUGGACAAGGUGGCUCUGCCGUAUGUCAGCCAGGUUAAGGACAAGAAGAACAACCCCUGUCCCAGCCGCCUGUACACCUGUCAACCUGCCUUCAGCUUCCAGAACAUUCUGGGACUAACCCAAGACGUGGCCGAGUUCAAGACCAGGGUCAGCAACCAGAUCAUCUCUGGAAACCUGGACUCCCCCGAGUCUGGCUUUGACGCCAUCAUGCAGGCAGCUGUCUGCCAGGGUGUGAUUGGUUGGAACAAUGUCACUCGGAUCCUGGUUUACACGUCAGAUGACACCUUCCACAUUGCCGGGGACGGCAGGCUGGCUGGGAUAUUCGAACCUAAUGAUGGGAAGUGUCAUCUCAAUGGCAGCGGCUUCUACGAUGGCACUAAAUAUGACUACCCAUCGGUUGGCCAGCUCGCCAGGGUCCUGGCAGCCAAUAACAUCCAGCUCAUCUUUGCUGUCACCGAGGACAGUGUUGCUGCCUACAAGGCAUUGAGUAAGCUAAUCCCUCAGUCAGUGCUGGGAGUCCUGAAGAACGACUCCAGCAACGUGGUCCAGCUCAUCUUAGAGGCCUACAGUAACCUGUCCUCCACUAUCUUAUUGGAGCACCAUGGAGCCCCCUCAGGUCUGGACGUGACCUACAGAUCCCACUGCACCCCUGCAGAAGGGGACAACACCCCGUGGCAGAGGAGGGGCGAGUGCAUGAACGUCAAGCUCAACCAGCAGGUUGACUUCACAGUGAGUCUGAAUAUUUCAAUGUCUGAAGGAGAAUGUCUGAAGGAGAAGAAGCAGUUUGUCCUCAAACUGCAGGGCAUCAGCGAGACCCUGAAGGUCUCCGUGGAAACCCUGUGUGACUGUGACUGCCAUGACAGAGAACAGCAGUCCACACACUGCAAUGAAAAGGGAACGCUCAACUGCGGAAUCUGCAGCUGUGACGAGGAUCACCUGGGUCAAAGGUGUGAGUGUGAGCAGCCUAAGGACAUGAUCUCUGCCGACUCUAUGGACACAACAUGUCGCCAAGACAGCUCCCCGCUGCUAUGUAGCGGGCACGGGGGCUGUGAGUGUGGCAUAUGUGUGUGCCAGGGCACCCACCGUGGUGAUUUCUGCCAAUGUGAUGACAACAGCUGUGACCGCCACAACAACAUGCUCUGCAGUGGUAAUGGGCAGUGUGACUGUGGAACAUGUAAGUGUAAUGCCAAUUACACAGGCUCUGCGUGUGACUGUUCCACCCUCACCGACCAGUGCAGGACUGCUGGGAAGCUGUGCAAUGGCCAGGGAACAUGCCAGUGUAACCAGUGCCAGUGCAACAAUGACUUCUUUGGCAUGAGCUGCUCAAAGAUUGCUAAUGCAUGCGCAAAAUUCCUGGCCUGUGUGACGUGUGAAUUGGCCAAUAAGGAAAGUGACGGACUAAAGAGUAACUGUAGCCGACCAUGUGGCUCAGUCAAGCCCACUUGGGUUGAGGGACCCCAGGAGUUCCCCUGCAGAGAAGACACCACCUCCUACAAAGUGGAGCUGUUCCCUGACGGCAACAUCCUGGUCCUCUACGCAGAUCUGCCCCGCUCUGUUGACAAGACUUAUGUGAUCAUUGGCAGCUCGGUGUCCAGCAUCAUCUUCAUUGGGAUCGCAGUGAUCCUCAUCAGCUGGCUGAUGCUGGAGUUCCACUACCGGAGAGAGUACGCCAGCUUCCUCAAAGCAACGGAGACUGUAGUCUGGAAAAAUAUCGAAAAUCCUUUGUUCCAGGACGCCACAACCAUAGUUAUAAACCCCAUACACAUUCAAGAGGACUGAUCCAAACCCAUUCAACUCUGAAGCCGACCAACACUUUACUUCAGGAAAAUCUGUUACAUACAGUAAUAAGCGAAAGUGGGACCAUAUACUGAUCCUAACUUCUAGAAGAGGAACUGCUUGUUCCUUUAUCCACUUUAAUUGGAAAAAUUCAAUGAGCCGAUUUGUAUAAUAAAUAUAAAUUUGAAGGACUAAAAUUAUAAAAUAUUAGAAUAUUGAAUCUCCCUAAAGGCUUAAGUCAUAUAAAAGUUAUACUUAAAUCGGAACUGGUUCUCUAGCAGAUUAGUAAGAAUGGCUCACCCCUUGUUCAAAAAUGGCCUUUUUCCCUUUGUCCAUAUUAUAACCUCUCAGUUUCGGUUAUUUUAAAAUUAAAACCUCUCCAAAAUAUCCCUAUUUUUGAAACAAGCCAUAGAAAGAUGGUUACAAUUUCAGUUUAAUUUUUCCUACCGAACCACAUGACCUUUGGAGGUGUUCAGAACCAGGUUAAGGGCAGAGAAAGCUUGUUGGACACUAAGGAAGCUUUGUUGUAGAGCUUUUAACACAUAAUCCAAGGAGGGGCCAGUUUAGAAUAAGACUGCUUCCUACUGCUUGACCUAUGUUGUUGAUGUAAAUUGUAUAUGGAGAAUACAACCAUCCCAGCUCUACAGAUUUUGCUGCGAAGAGACAGAAUCAUUAGAUACGUUGUUUUGGUACUGCUCAUAUGUAUGUAGCUUGUUUUUGGUUACAAGUUCAGGAAUGGCUGAAAAAUCACACCAUUUACCUAGAACUUACUCUGAAAAUAGCACUGCUGGCUGACUUGAAAAGCCAUAGUCAAUCAAUCAAUAAUAUAAUAAUACUAAUUUUAAUCUUUAAUUUACCAUCUGUAGAAACCAAUGGCGGUCGGUGCCGUUUAAGAUUAGGGAGGACAAUAUUUUUUUAUGAGCAUGGUCUUAUUUCUAUUUAAGCAAUAAGGAAUGGGGGGGUAUAUGCCUUGCAAGUGUUCAUCACUCCCUGAGGUUUUGGUUAAAUUUGUAAUUUAAAUUGAUUUUUUUUAUUUAUUGUUUUUUUUAUAUAUAUAUAUUUUACCUUUAUUUAACUAGGCAAGUCAGUUAAGAACUAAUUCUUAUUUUCAAUGACGGCCUAGGAACAGUGGGUUAACUGCCUGUUCAGGGGCAGAACGACAGAUUUGUACCUUGUCAGCUCAGGGGUUUGAACUUGCAACCUUCCAGUUACUAGUCCAACGCUCUAACCACUAGGCUACCCUGCCGCCCCAAUGUAAUGGACAUACACAAAAUUGUCCAAAUUUGUUUAAGUGAAAUGAAAAAAAUUACUUGUUUCAAAAAAAUUAACAACUGAAAAGUGUUGCGUGCAAAAGCAUUCACCCCCUUUACUAUGAAGCCCCUACAUAAGAUCUGGUGCAACCAAUUACCUUCAGAAUUCACAUAAUUAGUUAAAUAAAGUCCAUCUGUGUGCAAUCUAAGUGUCACAUGAUCUGUCACAUGAUCUCAGUGUAUAUAUAUAUAUAUAUAUAUACACCUGUUCUGAAAGGCCCCUUAGUCUGCAACACCACUGCGCACCGGGCACCACCAAGCAAGCGGCACCAUGAAGACCAAGGAGCUCUCCAAACAGGUCAGGGACAAAGUUGUGGAGAAGUACAGAUCAGGGUUGGGUUAUAAAAUAAUAUACGUAACUUUGAACAUCCUAUGGAGCACCAUUAAAUCCAUUAGUAAAAAAUGGAAAGAAUAUGGAAUCACAACAAACCUGCCAAGAAAGGGCCGCCCACCAAAAUUCACAGACCAGGCAAGGAGGGGAUUAAUCAGAGAGGCAACAAAAGACCAAAGAUAAUUCUGCUUACCACUUUGUAAAGAAGAAAGACAAGAAAUAAGACAACAAAACAGAAUUUGAGCAUGCUUAACUAUUCACCCCCCAAAGUCAAUAAUUUGUAGAGCCACCUUUUGCAGCAAUUACAGCUGCAAGUCUCUUGGGGUAUGUCUCUAUAAGCUUGGCACAUCUAGCCACUGGGAUUUUUGCCCAUUCUUCAAGGCAAAACUGCUCCAGCUCCUUCAAGUUGGAUGGGUUCUGCUGGUGUACAGCAAUAUUUAAGUCAUACCACAGAUUCUUAAUUGGAUUGAGGUCAGGGCUUUGACUAGGCCAUUCCAAGACAUUUAAAUGUUUCCCCUUAAACCACUCGAGUGUUGCUUUAGCAAUAUGCUUAGAGUCAUUUUCCUGCUGGAAGGUGAACCUCCGUCCCAGUCUCAAAUCUUUGGAAGACAAACCGGUUUAGGCAACUACCUAUCCUUGAAUUGUCCCUAUACCCAUCAUGGCAUUGCUACAACCUAGCCUACGAAUGAAAGUUUACAACAGGACAAGAGAAAAAUGUGAGUAAUCAGGGUGACAGACAGUGACAUAAUCAAUACCGCCUUGUACACUCUUGCCUGCUUCUAGCUGAUCUAGAGUGUAAUUAUUAGUCCAAAAAGUUGCAAACAAAAGUUUCUAUUGGACAAAUCCAAGUAUGUUUAUCCCCAGGUGAAAAAAACUUUCCAAGCCAAACCUUCAUAUCAUAACUGCUAACCACUACACACAUCCUACGUCGUUGUCACCAUAUUAGCUAAUGUCAUAGUCAACAUGGCUACUAGAACUAAUGAUUUAGUAAACACGCUACAAUCAUGCAGUGUAGUGUACAGCAAGCAGUUUAGCAGUUACACUGGGGGGGCCCAGUGGCAAUAAAUUCAUAAAACCGAAAACGUACCUUGCGUUGGAAGAGUUCCCGUGUUGGAUAUCCUGAACCAGCUAGCUAACAUAGCAUCCGUCUCUGUUUGAGCCAGGUGUUUGAAUAGGCUAAAUUAGCUAGCUGCCUUAGCUAACUAAGUAAGUGAAAGUGAAUAAAAUACAACUAAAUAUAAUUCUCUCUCUCUCUCUCUCUCUUGCUUCUCCUUCAUUUUUUGAGAAAUGAAUUAGUUCAAAACUGUUCAGGCUUUGUAUUGAAUUCAAUGUACCCAGAGGAGGACGGACACUAGCUAUAAAAUGUACCAUGUCCGUCAAAUGUUUAUAGUAUGUUUAAGCUGGAAGUAGAAGUCUAAGUAUUGUUAUCCAUUAGUUUAUUCCAAUUAGGGGUGUGGUGGUAGGGUUAGGGGAGAAUAAUACAUAAGGGAUUUUUAUUUAUUUAUUAUUAUGCAGCAAACAUCAGAUACAGCCAGCUCUUUGCAUUCCGGCGGAAGUAAUUCAUUGUCAAUGGAGCAGUCCGCAACGCUAUGUUGGGGGCUGCACUAAGCUGCGGUGAGUUCGGUGUACCGUAUGCUUUCAGUAUUUUAAACACGUGCAUUGCUUUACUGUAUGGCGAUACAAACAGAUGUAGGUCUAAACACACAGACUCCAACUAGUAAUCUUUUAGCUAGUUGAAAAGUGAAGCACUUGUGUCAAGUACGGAAAAACAAAACGAAUAUGCCUCUGGUGGACAUCAGGCUUAGAGGAACAAAUGACAUUGUCAUGAGAACAUUACAAAAUGCUUAGAUAGAUUAAAUGUUCUGAAGCUUGGUAUGAAACCUUGUGAAGUGUCAUUCCUUUCCAGUUUGUGCACAUGGUAUUGCAUUACAUUCAGUUUUUCUUAAUUAAUUAUUUUUGUGUUUUGGUCUGAAUUAAGAAAUAUAGCUAUCAAAUCAUCAAAUCAAAUUUUAUUUGUCACAUACACAUGGUUAGCAGAUGUUAAUGCGAGUGUAGCGAAAUGCUUGUGCUUCUAGUUCCGACAAUGCAGUGAUAACCAACAAGUAAUCUAACUAACAAUUCCAAAACUACUGUCUUAUACACAGUGUAAGGGGAUAAGGAAUAUGUACAUAAGGAUAUAUGAAUGAGUGAUGGUACAGAGCAGCAUACAGUAGAUGGUAUCGAGUACAGUAUAUACAUAUGAGAUGAGUAUGUAGACAAAGUGGCAUAGUUAAAGUGGCUAGUGACAUAAGGAUGCAGUGAUGUGGGAUAAUGUUCUUGUGAGUAUGUUUCUCAAUAUUAUUACAUAAAGUAUUCUCUGUACAGUGUAUUCAUUAUAUAGGCCUAUGUGGCUAUUGUCUGUGUCAUUGAUCAUAUAGUACCGUUUUUAAUAAUAAAUGCCUGGAUUGUA
Oncorhynchus nerka (sockeye salmon) is the source of this 6660-nucleotide messenger RNA. Its product is annotated as integrin beta-7-like. Gene Ontology annotation, molecular function: integrin binding. Lineage: Eukaryota; Metazoa; Chordata; Actinopteri; Salmoniformes; Salmonidae. Bases 270 to 2573 code for a protein of 767 amino acids. Gene Ontology annotation, cellular component: integrin complex; cell surface; focal adhesion. The transcript has 15 exons. The record is from RefSeq and is a predicted model, not a curated record. Gene Ontology annotation, biological process: cell migration; integrin-mediated signaling pathway; cell-matrix adhesion.